Fulmarus glacialis (Northern fulmar) is the source of this 765-nucleotide messenger RNA. Its product is annotated as PR domain zinc finger protein 14-like. The record is from RefSeq and is a predicted model, not a curated record. The annotation marks the transcript as partial. Gene Ontology annotation, cellular component: nucleus. Lineage: Eukaryota; Metazoa; Chordata; Aves; Procellariiformes; Procellariidae. Gene Ontology annotation, biological process: regulation of transcription by RNA polymerase II. The transcript has 4 exons. Gene Ontology annotation, molecular function: protein binding; RNA polymerase II transcription regulatory region sequence-specific DNA binding.
AUCUUUGAAUACGGGCGCCUGAGCCACUUCAUAGACGGGAAGGGGGCCUCUGGCAACUGGAUGUCCCUGGUGAACUGCGCCAGGUUCCCCGAGGAGCAGAAUUUGACGGCUAUCCAGUGCCAGGGGCAAAUCUUCUACGAGAGCUGCAAGGAAAUCUUACCGAAGCAGGAGCUGCUGGUGUGGUACGGCGAUUGCUACGUGCAGUUCCUGGGCAUCCCCAUCAGCCUGAAGGAAGCCGGGGAGAGCUUUAAGUGUGAGCGCUGCGGCAAGGUUUUUGCCUACAAGUACUACCGGGACAAGCACCUCAAGUACACCCGCUGCGUGGACCAGGGGGACCGCAAAUUUCCUUGUCACCUUUGUAACCGAUCCUUUGAAAAAAGAGACAGGCUGAGGAUCCAUAUUCUCCACGUUCACGAAAAGCACAGACCUCACAAGUGCUCAGUGUGUGGGAAGAGCUUUUCUCAGUCCUCCAGCCUGAACAAACACAUGAGGGUUCACUCCGGGGAGCGCCCCUACAAAUGUGUCUACUGCAACAAGGCAUUCACGGCAUCCAGCAUCCUGCGCACUCACAUCCGCCAGCACUCGGGGGAGAAGCCUUUCAAGUGCAAGCACUGCGGCAAAGCCUUCGCCUCGCACGCAGCCCACGACAGCCACGUGCGCCGCACGCACAGCAAGGAGAAGGGCUGCACUUGCUCGGUGUGCGGCCAGCGCUUCCCGGAGCAGGAGGAUUACCACUUCCACAUGAAGAUGCACGCCGCUCAUUAG